CAAGAAACGUCUUUAAAAUGAUCCGGAUGUUCUACGUCCCGUUUUUGCAUUUGUAGAAGCAGACGAAAAGUUUCAACGUGGUUAGAAUAAUUCCCAUAGCCUACAAUGGGUGAAAGAAAAGGUGUGAAUAAAUAUUACCCACCUGACUAUGAUCCAUCCAAAGGGUCUCUUAACAAAUGGAUUGGUCAGCAUCCUCUUCGAGACCGAGCCCGCAAAAUUCACAAGGGAAUACUUGUUAUUAGGUUUGAAAUGCCUUAUAACAUUUGGUGUAAUGGCUGUAACAAUCACAUUGGCAUGGGUGUGCGAUACAAUGCAGAAAAAAGCAAAGUUGGAAAUUACUACACCACUCCUAUCUACAAGUUUCGCAUGAAAUGUCACUUGUGUGACAACUACUUUGAGAUUCAGACAGACCCAAAGAAUCAUGACUAUGUAAUCCUUGAAGGAGCUCGAAGGAAAGAACAGAGGUGGGACCCUAAGGAAAAUGAACAAAUUGUACCAGAGGAUAAAGGAACACAAAAGAAGCUUGCAACAGACCCAAUGUACAAGCUUGAGCAUGGCAGUGAUGAUCAGUAUCGUGGAAAAUCAUCUGUCCCCAGUAUAGCACAGAUUGAAGAUAUGCGUGAUGCCUGGCAGGAUGAUUAUAUCCUCAACAGAUUAGCUCGUAACAAAUUCAGAAGAAGAAGCAGAUCAUUGCCAAAUCAAGCAGUAGAUAAGGCUCUACUUAAAAAGUCGUCCCUAGACAUAGAACUUGUUCCUGAAACAGAGCAAGACAGAAGAUUAGCUAGCCUCAUCAAAUACUCUGUCACUAAGUCAUUUGAUGAAAAACAGCAGGAGACAAGGAAAGCUAUUGCAAGUCGACCCCUUUUCAAAGGAACUAAUAAACCGUUGUCCAGUGCUUGUGGACUAUCUGGUGAAGAACUCAACAAAAGAACAGAAAUUAAACAAAAACUGGGACUUCAUUUAACUUCACCAAGAGUUGAACAAUCAUUAAAAGACAAACAAUUUAAAGUAUUAGUGCGUAGUGUUCAUAAGACAUCCAAAAAGCAGUCCAUUACCAUAUAAAAUUGAUGGAGGCAUGGACAAAGCAGAACCUGGUAUGGAUCUUGAAAACGCUAAAAAAGACUUGUCUUGCACUUGUGCUAAAGCAGAUGAAGAGGAUGAAAGUCUGUUGAAAAAACACAGCGAAGAUAGACUCUCUCCUGAAGCAAUGGAAAAAUGUGGUGACGUUAGUAGUUUAAGUUCUUUGAUGGCUGCAUAUUCUGACAGUGAUAGCUCUGAGUCACUUUCUUAAACGUCUUCAAAUUCGUUACAAAUCUGGAAUUUUCCAUCAGAAAAUAUUAAGCAUAGUCAAUAUUCUAACAGUUUGGACAGCAUCUUAUAUUUUUCUCACAAGCAUAAAAAUAUGCCAUGAUCUGAUAUGAAAAGAUUUUUAUGAAACUUGUUUUAUUAACCUGUGAAAUUUUUUCUGGUGCAAGCCAUUUUUAUUUUAAAUGUCCAUUUUCUAUUAGGGGUGCUAUUAUUUGCAGCAUGAUAGAUAUUGAUUAAGCAUGUUUCUCACCUUUUUUUUUUUUUGAUAGAGCUAUCAAUACUAAUACAAAAUAUCUUUAUUAAUCCUUGUCAGGAAAUUACUGACUGUAACACACUUCAUCACUGUGCAUAAAAUAGCGAGACAUGAUAUAAAAGAACAUAAAAAUUACAGUCGCAUUCUAGUACUCCUUUCUCAUCAUUUAUGCUGGCACUUAAGUCUCAUCAUUUAUGCUGGCACUUACCGUCUCUCUCAUGUGUAUGAAACACUUUUCAAGCAUUUAUAUUGUAAAAAUAGGAAAAUGAGGUGUGUGAAAUCGGUUAAAGAGUUUGCAUAAACAGAUUCCUUGCUACUCCUCAGUCAGGAGCAAAGGCCACAGCAGCUUUAGAGUAGGUAUAAUGGCCAUCUGCAUUCAUGUGUCCUGUUUUUCAGUUGAUCAUCUGCAGCCAGGAUGAGUGCAAAUGAUGGUUUGAGCUAAUGGAACUCUGAACCCACCAAUUUUUGUGCCAUGUUGUCUUUGAAGCAUAUAAUAUAGUUGACUUAUGUGAAUCUGUUUAAUUGAUGCAAAAUAUAGUAAAGGCAGAUGAUAACAUAAGCAUUGAGGCACUGCAGCUGAUAUAUGUAUGCAUGUAUGAAAAUAUGGCUAUAAAUCAUGGUAAGUCAUUUGUGUGGUGGGAGUGCUGAAUCCACUUGUUCCAAAUGUGUACAAUUUUGAGUGGUUCUGUGUUCAAAGUGUUAUUUGCACACCUCCCAAACUCUUGAUCUGCAGCCAAUUUAUCAGAUCAACAUUAAACACUAUUUAUUCGUGUUGUGAUAACGCCUUGUCCCCACUUCCCAUAUUUUAAAACACGUUGGAGGAGAAUCAUUUAUUACUUGCUGUGAUUUUUGCCUUGGCGUUCUGUGCAACAGCUGUAGCUGUUUAUUGCAUGGUUUUGAAGGACUUUUCGAAUAUAUAAACCCUGUGAGAGCAAACUGGUAAUGUGACCAGUUUGGUCAAAACAGGUACCUGAA
This is a messenger RNA of Pomacea canaliculata, 2536 nucleotides long. RefSeq names its product coiled-coil domain-containing protein 130 homolog. The record is from RefSeq and is a predicted model, not a curated record. The transcript is spliced from 8 exons. Gene Ontology annotation, biological process: mRNA splicing, via spliceosome. Bases 106 to 1062 code for a protein of 318 amino acids. Gene Ontology annotation, cellular component: post-mRNA release spliceosomal complex; U2-type spliceosomal complex. Lineage: Eukaryota; Metazoa; Mollusca; Gastropoda; Architaenioglossa; Ampullariidae.